CAUCACGUCGACGUUAGGGUUUCUGUUUCGCCAUGUUGGUUUCAUAAUUUACAGGGAGGAUUAGCUAGUCAGCUAAGAAAUAGUGAAGAAGGGCAAUAAAAUGAUAAAGGAAAUGGUUUGAAAUCAGCGACGGUUAUCAUUGUAGGUUGACCGUUUUGGGGACACGAAGCGAACAUGUUGGCACGUCUAUUCAGGCUCCAUGGGCUGCUGGUGGCCUCCCACCCAUGGGAGGUGAUAGUGGGCACCCUUGCUCUCACUGUCUGUCUCAUGUCCAUGAGCAACCUGGCAACUAGCAGCCAGAUGUGCACCUGGAAUGAGUGUCCCAAAGUCGAGGAGAAAACACAGAACAGUGACAUAAUCAUCUUAACCAUCACUCGCUGUAUGGCCAUUGUUUACAUCUAUUUCCAGUUCAAGAAUCUCAGACAGCUGGGAUCCAAAUAUAUUCUGGGUAUUACAGGUUUAUUUACAGUAUUUUCCAGCUUUGUUUUCAGUACAGUUGUCAUCCACUUUUUUGGGAAGGAACUGACCGGCCUUAAUGAAGCGCUGCCGUUCUUCCUUCUGCUCAUCGAUCUGUCCAAAGCAUGUGCGUUAGCCAAGUUUGCCCUAAGUUCGAACUCACAGGAGGAAGUGCGAGAGAAUAUUUCCAAGGGCAUGUCUAUCCUGGGGCCUACCUUCACCCUUGAUGCUCUGGUGGAAUGUCUGGUCAUUGGGAUUGGCACAAUGUCAGGUGUGCCACAAUUAGAGAUCAUGUGUUGCUUUGGCUGUAUGUCUGUUCUGGCCAACUACGUUGUCUUCAUGACCUUCUUCCCAGCAUGUGUCUCUUUGGUACUUGAGCUGUCCAGGGAAAGUCGCGAGGGUCGUCCAGUCUGGCAGCUGAGCCAUUUUGCUCGUGUGCUGGCUGAAGAAGAGGACAACAAACCAAACCCUGUGACCCAGAGGGUAAAAAUCAUCAUGUCUCUGGGUCUAGCCCUGGUUCAUGCUCACACUCGACUUGCAGCGGAAAAUCCAGGUCAUAAUCGAACAAUUGAGGGGCCAAUUGCAAAGAGGCUGGAAUCUGAGGGGAACACAUGGCCUCUGAAACUUAGCAGUGUGGAGCAGGUGAUAACCCUCAGCCUCGCCCUGCUCCUGGCCGUCAAGUAUGUCUUCUUUGAGCAAACAGAGACGGAGUCUUCCCUGUCUCUCAAGAGUCCCAUAAUCACCUCCCCUCCAAAUCAGAAACCCUGGGGAGUUGAAGACUGCUGCAGGAGGGACCACCCUGCACAGAAACCCCAGAAGACCACGAGUGUUAGCUCAGCAAACAACAUGACAACUUCAUCUGCCUCAGAUUCCAAAGCUUCGCCUGAGUCCAAGACAUUGACCAAAGACAAAGAAGUAACUGCAACUCCAGAAGUCACCACUGAAAACAGGUCAUUCUAUGUCGGAGACUCUGUGUCUCCGACGCCUUCUGUCCCUGUGAGCGACUCCAGUUCAGAGUGUCGGACGAUAGAGGAGUGUAUGUCCAUCCUCUUGGAUCCACAGAGAGGCGCCCGCUUUCUCAGCAAUGCAGAGGUGGUAAAACUGGUGACCUUAGGCACUAUUCCCUCCUAUAAACUGGAGACGGUUCUUGACAAUCCAGAGAAGGGAGUGUCUAUCAGGAGGGAGAUGUUGUCACACAAACUGCCUGAGUCCUCGGCUCUGGUUCAUCUGCCGUACAAGGACUACGACUAUUCUAAGGUGCUGGGUACUUGCUGUGAGAAUGUCAUCGGGUACAUGCCAGUGCCAGUAGGAGUGGCUGGUCCUCUACUGUUGGAUGGGAAGCAGUUUCACGUUCCCAUGGCGACCACAGAGGGCUGCCUGGUCGCCAGCACAAACAGAGGAUGCAGGGCCAUUUUUCUGAGUGGGGGUUGCAGCAGCAGAAUUUUGGCUGACGGUAUGUCCCGCGGUCCCGUGGUGAGGCUGCCGUCAGCGUGCCGGGCUGCAGAGGUCAAAAUCUGGCUGGAGACCCCGGAGGGAUUUGGUGUGAUCAAAGGUGUCUUUGACAACACCAGCAGGUUCGCACGUCUGGAGAAGCUGCUGACCAGUAUAGCUGGGAGGAAUCUGUACAUUCGCUUGCAGGCUCAGACUGGUGAUGCCAUGGGCAUGAACAUGAUCUCAAAGGGCACUGAACAAGCUCUGCACCGACUCCAGCAACUGUUUCCAGACAUGGAGCUGCUGUCGGUCAGUGGAAACUUCUGCACUGACAAAAAAUCUGCUGCCAUUAACUGGAUCCUGGGCCGUGGUAAGACCGCAGUCUGUGAAGCUACCAUCUCUGGCAAAGUAGUCAACGAGCUGCUGAAGAGCACUACGGCAGCUCUGGUGGAGCUGAACAUCAAUAAGAACCUGGUGGGCUCGGCCAUGGCCGGCAGUAUAGGAGGCUUUAAUGCUCAGGCGGCCAACAUCGUAGCAGCCGUAUACAUCGCCUGUGGGCAGGAUCCCGCUCAGACGGUGGGGAGCUCCAACUGCAUCACUCAGAUGGAGCACACUGGCCCUGAUGGGAAGGACCUCUACAUCAGCUGCACCAUGCCGUCCAUAGAACUGGGUACAGUUGGGGGAGGAACCAACCUGCCACCACAGCAGGCCUGUCUGCAGAUGCUCGGUGUCCAAGGCAGCAGUCCAGAGCAGCCGGGCGAGAACGCCCGUCAGCUGGCCCGGGUCGUUUGUGCCACCGUCCUGGCAGGAGAGCUCUCCCUGUUGGCCGCUCUAGCCUCUGGACAUCUAGUCAAGAGUCACAUGACCCACAACAGAUCUAAAACAAAUGUGUGUGAAUCAACACCGUGACCGUCGGAAACGGCAGUGAGCGGUGUCUUGGAUCUGCGUGGUACAGGACACCAGCACAGGACAUUACUGUGAGCAUCAGCUGGUUCCCCUGAUGAUGUGCUGCAGAUGGAGGUGCUCCAGGUGUUAACCUGUGGAGGAGGAGCGACCAGACAGGAUGUAUCAACUACAUUGUUUGCAAAUGACUUUUUUUUAUUUAUUUUGUGCCACUGCGUCUUCAUCUUGAGGUUGCACUAGGGUAGAAGGAAGUAUUUAGACUGCAGUAAACCACGUCAGCUGGGGCAGUGGGCUCUACCAGACCCUCACUGCUGCAGCCCUGGUUGAAAUGUAGAAACUAUGAAAUGUCUCUCAGUCCGUGUAAGAGGAACAGAAAACUAAAAUUCAAACUGUCUUCCUGACUGAGUGCUAUUAGCACUUAGAGUUCAGGACUCUGGUGAGUCGGCAAGUUCUUUUGAAGUUAUAACAUCAGUCUUAGAACUUCUGACCUUUUGACCUCCUACAAGUCUGGACAGUUUCUUGGCUCUACACCUCAGUUCUCCAUUAUUGGAGGUCUAACCAACCCUCCACUUUCUCAUUAGUAAGUUAUUAAUUAAAAACCUAAGGUAUUGAGGACUCAUUAACAAAAAAGCUUGAUGUAUUUGCCGAAAUACAUCAAUUUUUUAGCCAAUUUUUUUUAAUUGGCUAAAAUCAUGUGUCAGACGACAAUCGUCUGAAUGUUACUGUGUCAGUGAUCUGUUUUAACCACUGUUACGUUCUACACCUGGUAGUUGCACUUUCCUCUGAUCACUGCUUCAGCCUCUCAGUAAAUACACAUGAUGAUACAAAAAACAGCAGUUUGAUACAGCUCCAAAGCUGAUUAUAUAUUUAUUGUGUUUUAAGUGUUAAAUCAUGUUAAUACAAGUGAACAUGAACAAAGGACCUUGGUGAAUUUUAGAGAUGACGUGACAGCACAAAAAUAUUGAGCUGGUGCUGCCACCAUCUGGCUGGGACGACAGAAACGGAGGUUAAAUCAGGAAGCAAUUAGUGUGUAUAUCCUUCUCUGCCCUGUUGGUGGUGCUAAAGCGAUUUCCAUGCCUCAGAUUAUGAGUUGAACAGUUGGUACAGCAAUGUUUUAUUAGGAUCUGAUCCUGUAGAGGCCACACAAUGAAACAGCGGUUGGUGAUCUUGUCUUACAGCAAGAAGGGUCACCAACUGAUGGUGUUGUUUUUCUCCAGUUUAAUCUGAGCUGAAGUGGAGCUACAGUAAUACAAGUUUGACCAUGUUACAGCAAAAUGUGACAACCCCAUUCUGGUGUCGUCAUUUUUAACAUUUGGUUAUGGCUAUAGCUGCAGUGGUGACCACAGGUUUUUAAUAUUUAAUUUUGCACUAAAGCUGCAAUGUUAAGGUGCUGCUGUUUACUGAUGAAGUGGAGACCUUGUGGUUCUCCUGCCAGCAGAGGGCGUCCUGGGGAAACUCAGACUGUUUUGUCUGUGUUUGUUCUCUAAAAGCAAGAGAACUAAAGCCAUAUUACUUAAUUUAUUCAACGCUGAGAUAAACUGGUAAGGUAAUGUGUGCAAUUUUAGAUUUUAUUUAUGUGGUGUGAAAUGGAGCCAGGUUUAAAGCAAAGCAGCUCAGAAGUGGCCUUACAGUGAAGCCGACGUUAGCGUGUCAUAGUUAGAAUAAUCAAUUCUGUAAAUGAUGAACUUGUUUCGUUCAAAGCCUGUAAAUUGUUUAAAUUAAGACAUAAAGAAGUAUUUGUUUCUGUUAA
This is a messenger RNA of Cynoglossus semilaevis (tongue sole), 4540 nucleotides long. RefSeq names its product 3-hydroxy-3-methylglutaryl-coenzyme A reductase-like. NCBI's taxonomy places the organism in Eukaryota, Metazoa, Chordata, Actinopteri, Pleuronectiformes, Cynoglossidae. Gene Ontology annotation, cellular component: endoplasmic reticulum membrane; peroxisomal membrane. The coding region runs from base 175 to 2796 and encodes 873 amino acids. Gene Ontology annotation, biological process: isoprenoid biosynthetic process; sterol biosynthetic process; coenzyme A metabolic process. The record is from RefSeq and is a predicted model, not a curated record. The transcript has 20 exons. Gene Ontology annotation, molecular function: NADP binding; hydroxymethylglutaryl-CoA reductase (NADPH) activity; protein binding.